Molecule: messenger RNA, 657 nt
Organism: Prunus armeniaca (apricot)
Lineage: Eukaryota; Viridiplantae; Streptophyta; Magnoliopsida; Rosales; Rosaceae
Source: the annotation of a GenBank genome assembly
AUGACUGAAACUGACGUCAAGGCCAAGAAGGCGAGAUCGCCACCUUCUCACCCUCCUUUUGUCGAGAUGAUUACGGAGGCGAUUGUGGCGCUGAAGGAGAGGACAGGGUCGAGCCAGUACGCGAUCACCAAGUUCGUCGAGGAAAAGAACAAGAAUUUGCCUCAGACCUUCAGGAAGCUCCUGCUCUACAAUUUGAAGAAGCUUGUGGCUUCUGGUAAGCUCGUCAAGGUUAAGAACUCAUUCAAGCUCCCUCCUGGUCGCUCGGCUCCGGUGAAAGAGAAGCCAGACGCGCCCAAGCCUAAAAAGUCUGCUGAGGCGGUUGUCAAGUCUAAGCCGAAGCCGAAGCCGAAAACGGUUGCUAAGCCCAAGGCCAAUGUCGCGGCUAAGCCUAAGCCCAAAGCGGCUGCAAAGCCCAAGCUUAAGGCAGUGGCUACUAAACCAAAGGCGGCUGUGAAACCGAAGGCGAAGCCAGCGGCUGCCAAGCCGGCUGCUAAGGUUGCGAGAACAUCGACGAGGACGUCGCCGGGAAAGAAGGUGGAGGUGAAGGUGAAGGCGAAGGCGAAGAAGCCGGUGGCUCCGGCCAGGGCUGUGAAGAAGCCAAAGAGCGUGAAAUCUCCGGUGAAGAAGAAAGCUCAGGCGAAGAAGGGGAAGAAGUGA